CACACUUCGCAGGCUCUUUGACAACGUGCGCCGCCAUUCAAAGUUUUGGAUUCAAUUUGUUCGAUUCCUCGAAAUAUUUUUUGGAAAAUAAUGAAUUUUCUGUAUUUUUUUGUAUCAUUUGAAAUAUUAUUUCUGAGCAAUAAUCAUCCAGCAGAGGCGAAGUCAGAAAAUGCUUUAAUUUACAAUUAUGAAGAUAAAAAGUUGAUAGAGGCGAGACAACCCAUCGCUCUGUGCCAGACUUGCCUAACAGCUUGCCCAGCUUCCACAGACCCAGAGAAGAAAUUCGACGACGACGAUUCUAUAGCUGGAAACAGCCUUUUUGUUAGAAAAAUAUCCUCAAAUUCUCAAAAUGAAAAAAAUAUGAAAAUUAACAUCUGCGACAGACAAUUCCAACCCUCAAUAAUUUGGGACGACAAGAAGAAAAUGUAUCUCACUGGUUAUGAGCUCUACUACGAGUAUGAAGAAGGGCAGAUAAAAUUGCAAUGCGACGAAUACGACAAUUUUAGACAAAUCACUAACGGCAAACCAAAUGAAAAACAAUCUCCCAGCAGUGAUUUCGUCCGCAGAUACAAAAGCGAAGGAAAUACAAUAUUCCAUAUACUUGACGAGGAAUCAAUUAUUGAAAAAUUGGUUUUUUUCUGGAUACACGUACUAUCGAUUGGUCAAACAGAACAUGUAAGACAAAUUACAUUGUUCGAAAGAGACGAAAUAAAUUAUUAUAAAUUUGAUAUGAUCGAAUGCGAAGACUAUAAUUUAGGAGGUGGUUGGAAAACAUUCGUAACCAAAGUAAGAUGA
Planococcus citri (citrus mealybug) is the source of this 795-nucleotide messenger RNA. RefSeq lists its product as uncharacterized. The record is from RefSeq and is a predicted model, not a curated record. NCBI's taxonomy places the organism in Eukaryota, Metazoa, Arthropoda, Insecta, Hemiptera, Pseudococcidae. The coding region runs from base 91 to 795 and encodes 234 amino acids. The transcript is spliced from 6 exons.